AUGAAGGUCUACACCUCGCAGCCGAUCUCAAUACCCCGAGACCAGAACCUUACAGAGCUUCUCCACACGACGGCGUGGAGCCUCCCCGAGUCGCAUCUCAUAGCCAAGGACAGUCUCACAAACCGGAGCAUCACUCUCGGCGAGCUACGAGACCGGGCCGGGCGGAUAGCCAAAGGACUGAAAGAUGCCCUGAGGCCAGUCGACCAGGCAAGAUGGGCGAUCGUCCUGCCCAACAGCGUCGAGUUCUUGGAGGUCUUCCACUCCAUCCUCUGGACCGGCGGCGUUGUGUGCCCCAUCAACUAUGCCCUGAAAGCCUCCGAGAUAGGCCACGGGCUCGCCGUAUCGCGGCCCCAUUUCAUCGUGUCGUACGGCCCCACCGUCCCAGCAAUCACUGAGGCAAUCGAGGUCGCCUACGAGAGCCUCCGCGCCCAGGGAGUCGCCUGGCGCCGGCCCGAGGUCGUGACCAUCAUCUCCCGCGCCCCGGGCCAUAAGCACAAGCACAUCCCUGACGACUUCCUCGCGCCGCGCCGGCUCCCGGUCCCGCACUAUGCCGACGCGACGGUGCGCCUGGCGACGAUCCACCUGUCCUCGGGCACGACGGGCCACCCCAAGGGAGUUGAGCUGACGCACCACAAUUUCGUGGCCAACGUGCUGCAGCUGGUCGCGCACGACGCGGCGCAGUUCCACCGAGGCAGCCGGACGGUGGCGUUCACGCCGUGGGCGCACAUCGGCAUGACGACGAUGCCGCUGUUCCUGGGGCCCUACACGGGCAUGAUGCACCACGCCAUGCCGUCGUACAACCUCGAGACCUUCGCCGAGCUCGUCGGCAGCAACCAGGCGACCUCGUUCCAGGGCGUGCCGAGCGUCGUGCUCGCCAUGACCAACAGCGACAUCACGGAGCGGCACGACUUCAGCCGCGCGCAGGUCCUCAACGUCGGCGGCGCGCCCCUCAAGGCGGACCUCGUCGCGCGCGUCCUGGCCAGGGCGCCGUGGCAGUUCAACCAGGUCUACGGCAUGACCGAGGCCGCCGGGUACGUGGCGUACCAGAAGCUGGGCGAGCAGCUGCCGGACGGCGUGGUCGGGAGGAUGCUGCCGGGCAUCGAGGCCGUGCUGAAGAAGGAAGGAAGCACGGCCGACGUCGCCGAGGGCGAGGCCGGCGAGCUGUGGCUGCGCGGGCCGAACAUCACGAGGGGGUACGCCUUCAACGAGGAGGCCAACCGCGCGGCGUUUCCCAUGGAGGGCUGGUAUAAUACGGGGGACGUGUGCAAGAUAGACGCCGAGGGGUUACUGAGCAUCGUGGGCAGGACAAAGGAGCUGAUCAAGUACAAGGGCUUCCAGGUCUCGCCUGCCGAGCUCGAGGGCUACCUCAACUCUCACCCUCACGUAGUCGAGGGCGGAGUGGGCGCCGUGUGGGAUGAGAGCCAGCUUACCGAACUGCCGGCGGCGUGGGUCAUCCUGAAGGACCACCUGAAGACGGAGAGGGAGAGGAGACAGGCCCUGAAGGAGAUACAGCAGAACGUCGACAGCCAGGUCAGCGGCUACAAGAAGCUUCGGGGAGGCGUCUGGCAGGUGCCCGCGAUUCCAAAGAAUCCGACUGGCAAGAUAUUGAGGAAGAAGAUGGUCGAGAUGAGAGAUGGCCUCUGCUCCCUUGAAGCUGCUGUCUUGGCCCGGCUGUAG
Molecule: messenger RNA, 1677 nt
Organism: Phialemonium atrogriseum
Lineage: Eukaryota; Fungi; Ascomycota; Sordariomycetes; Cephalothecales; Cephalothecaceae
Product: AMP-binding enzyme
Exons: 1
Coding region: 1-1677 (558 amino acids)
Biological process (GO): secondary metabolic process
Molecular function (GO): CoA-ligase activity
Source: RefSeq, a predicted model, not a curated record